AUGAGCUCACCUCUCAGAGUAAUCUCUGCUAGUAACCCAUCGUACGUGUGGUCUAGCAUUAGUGCUGCGCAAAAGUUGCUUCUAACGGGAAUCAGACAGAAGAUACAUUCAGGCUAUGAAGUCAAGGUAUGGGAAGAUCCAUGGAUUCCAACGAUCCCAGCAAGACCAGCUCUCCCUAUAGCGCCGGUAAUGCAUCCUAAUAUGAGAGUUAGUGAUUUCAUUGAUCCGGAAACGAAAGAGUGGGAUGUUGGUCUUUUGGAGAGUUAUGUCAAUCCAGAGGACAUACCACUUAUAAGGAGUUUGGCCACAAGUUCAGCACAUCGUCGUGAUACAUUCUGUUGGAAUUACACAAGGAAUGGCCAAUACACGGUUAAAUCUGGAUAUUGGGUGGCUCAGAAUGUGUUAAUGACAGAGGGGGAAAAGGAAGUCCUAGAACCGAGUAUCACAAAGCUUCAAGCCUUUGCUUGGAAGAUAAAAGCACCUUCGAAGAUAUGUCAUCUUAUAUGGCAGCUAUUAACUGGUUAUGUGGCAGUAACGAGGAAUUUAGCAAGACGUAGUAUGAGAUGUGAUAACUACUGCCCAAGAUGUGGAGAGCUAGAAGAAUCUGUAACACAUGCUAUUUUCGAGUGUCCGCCAGCUCUACAAGUCUGGUCCUUAUCAUCAACUCCGUCUAGCCCAGGUCUAUUUCCAGUACCAAGUAUUUACGCAAAUAUGGAUUACCUAUUUUGGAGAAAAAACAGCAUUAUCGAGCCGGAGCAGGACAGGGAUCCUUAUCCCUGGAUAAUUUGGUACAUUUGGAAGGCUAGGAACGAUAAACUUUUCAGGGAAAUAGACAGAGAUCCUUUGGAGCUGGUUCGACAUGCAGAGAGUGAAUGUCAAGCCUGGUUUAAUGCGAAUGAAGUGGCACGAACCGUGGUACAAGAAGGCCUUCCUGAGGAGCCCCAAGUCAUAAGCUUGGGUAAUAUUUGCUUGAUAGAUGGAUCUUGGACAGCCUCUGCUCAGUAUAGUGGAUGUGGAUGGGUCUGGUUCGACAGUGGAGGAAACAUUCAAUUGUUGGGGACAAGAAAUUUCGAUCGACGGGAAUCAGCUCUGCAUUCAGAAGUUGAAGCACUGCGGUGGGCAAUGGAGAACAUGCUUCAACACUCAACUUGCCAGAAUUUUGGGACAAAUUGCAAGGAGCUGAUAGCAAUGAUAAAGGAUCCUCAUGCCUGGCCUAGCUUUGCGACAGAAUUGGAAAGGAUAGAGACGCUGCUGAUUUGCUUUCCGGACUUCGACAUCAUUCAUGUUCCACGAGCGCGCAAUCAUCCACCUCAAGUUUGA
Molecule: messenger RNA, 1320 nt
Organism: Brassica rapa (field mustard)
Lineage: Eukaryota; Viridiplantae; Streptophyta; Magnoliopsida; Brassicales; Brassicaceae
Molecular function (GO): nucleic acid binding; RNA-DNA hybrid ribonuclease activity
Source: RefSeq, a predicted model, not a curated record